Messenger RNA from Meloidogyne enterolobii, 315 nucleotides. The record is from the annotation of a GenBank genome assembly. NCBI's taxonomy places the organism in Eukaryota, Metazoa, Nematoda, Chromadorea, Rhabditida, Meloidogynidae.
AUGGAUUUUGUUGUGGAAAGUAUACUAGGAGACAAAACAAUUAAUGGUGUGAAAUUUUAUUAUAUUAAAUGGCUCAACUACUCUAAAAAACACAAUAUCUGGCUGCCUGUUUCGGAUAUGGACUCUCCCGAUUUAAUUGCUGAAUAUGAAAACAACAAAAACAAUAAUUUUUUGGAUGACUUUUUGGACGAGGAAAAACAACUUGAGAAAAAAAUUGAAAAAGAAUUAAUUAAAAAUUUAAAAGAUAUUUCAAAACAAGGCAAAGAUUUUGAGAAGGUUUUUUUUUUAAAUUUAUUUUUAGAAUACUUGUUUUAA